Molecule: messenger RNA, 2532 nt
Organism: Ooceraea biroi (clonal raider ant)
Lineage: Eukaryota; Metazoa; Arthropoda; Insecta; Hymenoptera; Formicidae
Biological process (GO): detection of chemical stimulus involved in sensory perception of smell; sensory perception of smell
Cellular component (GO): plasma membrane
Molecular function (GO): odorant binding; olfactory receptor activity
Source: RefSeq, a predicted model, not a curated record
CUCAUUUAAAGAACACGCAGAUGCAUGAAAGAUGAGUAAUUGACAAGAGAAACAGUCAGGGACACAUGCACAUGCCGCUGCCACACUGUUUGAUAUCGAUUUAUACAGUUCGACGGCUGAAGCUCGACUGAGGCAUCGCGCAAGUAUAACUGCCUAUUGCGCUUGCGCUCACAUAAACUGGAGAGCGAAAUAUAUCUAUUUUUUAGUACGCUCAAUUUACUUAUUUCGUGAAAUGUGUUUUAAGUAUAGCACAUAUCGGUACUUUCACAUUGUUCGAUGCAUCUACAGUAACAUCUAUUUUUCAUUGUAUAAUAAAGGAAAAUGAUAGCAAAUUAUUAAAUUGUUCUUUCUCUUGUCUCGCCUUAAUAAUAGUAAAGAGAUAGUAGAAUUUUGAUAAAAAAGAAAAAAAUCAGUAUUUGUCAGAAGAUUAGUUGACCGUUUUUCUGACAAAGCUGCUCCGUUCAUCGCGAAGAAUGGUAUUUACAAGUGAACGCUGUUAUAAGAUUCAUCGAAUUAUGUUUAUGGCUAUGGGAUUCUGGCCAUAUCAGAAACCAUUUAUCUGUCGGCUGCAAGCACUUUUCUUCUGCAGUACAUGUUGCUUCAAUAUAUUGUUUCAGUUAACACCCUUUUUAACGACAACAUGUAACAUGGACUGUAUCCUAAAAAGAUUUUCUUAUAUCUGUUUAUCUAGUGUUUAUGUUUUGUGUUACUGUUCUUUCUAUUUCAAUUCUGAAGUUAUAAAGCAAUCGUUGAAACAUGUACAGUUGGAUUGGAAAAUGUUUGAAAAUAGUGACACAAUUAAAAUAUUUGAAGAAUAUCUCUUCCUCGCUUAUAUUUUCGAAAUAUUUGCGUGUAUACUUAUUCCUACAAUGAUAUCUGCAUAUAUGGCUCUUGAAUGUAAAUCACUCAUUCUUGAUGCUAUUAUACCGAUGAAUGUAUCCCGACCACGUAAAACUGAAGCUGAUUAUGAAUUGUUUCUUGAUGAACAGGAAUAUUUCUUUUUAUAUAUUAUGCAAGAGGGGCUAGGAAUAAUGAUUGGCUUUUACGCGAUACUGGUACCUGCAGCAUUUUGCUUUACGCUUACGAGACACAGCUGCGCAGCAUAUAAAAUUGCAAGUUGUUUAAUACAAAAUACGGCGAUCGUCCGCACACUGCAAAUUCCUGUUACUCAACAGAUACAAUUUAUGCAUCGAAGCAUUUCUUUUUCUGUUUACCUUCACCGCAGAACUUUGAAGUUAAUGAAAAACUUCUUGCAUGCGGUUGAUUUGUGGUAUUUUCCGUUACUUUUAAUUUGUGUACUGUGUUUAAGUUGCGUUCUACUUCGCCUGUACAAUAAUAUACUACAGGCCGGUAAUUUGUAUGAUCUUUUCGUAUGCUGUCUGCUUUUAUCUACUUGUUUCACGUACAUGUUUAUUACAAAUUGUCUUUCACAAAUAUAUACUGAACACAGUACAUUGAUAUUAAAAUCUAUUUCAAUAAUAUGUAUCUGUAUAUAUGCUUUGUGUUGCAUAUAUCUAUCCGAGAUACAUAUAUCAAGAUAUGAUACUCUUUGGUAUGUCGCGCCAGUACCGAUCCAAAAACUGUUCUUAUUUAUGCAAAUAUCUAUAAAGGCUCAUAUAAUAAUGAUGGGUGGUCUUUUUGCUUUGUCCAUGGAAGGAUUUUCUACGCUUUUGACCACGGCUGUAUCAUAUUUUACUGUAUUACAUACUAUGCAUUCUUGAAUCUGAAGUGACAACGAAAUAAUGAAGAAGAUAUAGUCAUCAAGAGUAACGCUUAUUUGUGUAAAAAUUAUUAUUUUAACAAAAAUAAGUUACGGAAAUUUUCUGAGAAUGUAGUUAUAUGUGUUGUAUGAUGUACAUCAUAAAUAUGUGUACUUACACAUCUAUUUUGAGCACCGUAUUACUUCAUUAUAUUUGACAGUGUCAAUUUUAUAAUAAUUUUUCUGCUUUAUGGAAUUAUUUGCUAAUUAUAAAGGCUUGCAAAAGUUCGUAAGGUCACAAAUACAAGCAGAGUCACAAAAUGCAAGUAUAGCUCAACAAAAACUCGUCUACACAUUAAAAGGACUUGCAGAAUAACUUGAAGUUAAUGACUUGGCAGUAUCCUGUCAUUUAAAAGCAAUGGGAAAGAUCCAAGAGGAAGAAAAAUGGCUUUAAAUGACAUAUGAACUUUUGCAAGUAUCUAAUAUUAUAUUGUAUUUUAUAAAGUACUCAUUAUUAAAUUUGGUAAUUUUAUAUUGUAAUUGAUUGAAAUAAGAUAUUAACAUAUUUUAUAAUUGGUUUAUUUAAUAUGAGCAAUCACAAAUAUUCAUUAUGAUAUAUAAUAUGUUAUAUAUAUAUUGUUUUCUAAUAACAAAUUUACAUUGGAUUAGAGCAAAAUGAUAACAAUAAUUAAUAGAUUAUCGUGCUCAUAAUGAAAGAGCAUGUUUAUGAUAAUAUUUACAGCGUAGUUUAGUUUACAGCACAAAAACAUGAAAGAAAUUAGUUAAUGUAAACAAAAAAUAAUCUUUAAGAAAUAUACAUAUUAAUAUAUAGA